Bufo gargarizans (Asiatic toad) is the source of this 2406-nucleotide messenger RNA. RefSeq names its product Fas apoptotic inhibitory molecule (gene FAIM). The record is from RefSeq and is a predicted model, not a curated record. Bases 953 to 1492 code for a protein of 179 amino acids. Gene Ontology annotation, biological process: negative regulation of extrinsic apoptotic signaling pathway via death domain receptors; positive regulation of neurogenesis; canonical NF-kappaB signal transduction. The transcript is spliced from 5 exons. NCBI's taxonomy places the organism in Eukaryota, Metazoa, Chordata, Amphibia, Anura, Bufonidae.
GGGCGGAGUAUGGUUAUGAAAAAAUAAAUUAAAAAUUCCUCAAAAGGUUUAAAAAAAGAUAUAAUUUCAGUAUCAAAAUGCAAGAACAAUGAUGUCCGCGUGGUAUCGCCGGAGCCGUAAGGACCUGGAGAAUGACGAGAACAGGUCUGCUUUACCGCAUAGUGGACAGUGGGAAUUCUACCGCUCCCUACUACAUGGGAUAAAACCGUAACUGGGGCCAUUAGAAAGUACAACUUGUCCUGCACAAAAUAAGCCCUCGUGAGGCUGUGCGACUACGGGAAGGUGGAAAAUCCCAGGGUCCUUAAGGGGUUAAGGGUUAGUGUGAGGCGACCGCCCACCACGGAGAGGAGGAAGCUGAUUGGCUGACUGGGGCUCUCCUCCCCCUCAGGGGGUGGUCUCCUCCUGUUAACCCUUUGAUCACAGCGCAUGCUUCCAGCAUUAUUCACACCUGGCAGGAAUGUGCCCAAUACCGCAGCUCUUGUGGAGGAGCAGCAGGGGAGGGCCCUAACAAUGCCACUGGACACCGCACUAAUGACCUCCAGGAAGACUACAUGAUGGGGAGAGUAGUGCGCAGCAGACUGGGCCGCACAUUGGAUACAGCAGUAAACGCCAUCCGCUGUAAGGACCCUCUGACGUCCUAGUGUCAUAUGAUAUUGGAAGCAUCAAUUUAGGGCCAUGCGCCUCACAGUACAUACCAUCAUGUAUUACCCCCGCUUCUCUACCUGGAGUCAGCGUGAAACCCACACAAGGUCCUUUCUGUGCAUGGAGUUCAGACAACCUAAAUAGGCGCUCCUCAGGCACUAUCACGUGACUUGUGAGCGCACGCGCAGUACUGGCAGUCGGGCCCGCGCACGCCCUGUCGCCUGGAGACUGUUGCCGGGCAGCAGAGGCCGAUUCACAGCAACUUCCGGCCGCGGAGACCGUCAGAGCUCGUUACGGCCGCCUGGAGAAGAUGAGCGACCUUGUGGCGGUGUGGGAGGUCGCGCUCAGUGACGGGGUCCACAAGAUCGAGUUUGAACAUGGAACGACCUCAGGGAAACGCGUUGUGUACGUGGACGGGAAGGAAAUCAUCCGGAAGGACUGGAUGUUUAAACUGGUCGGGAAAGAGACAUUUCCAGUCGGCGCCUCGCAGACAAAGGCCACCAUCAACAUUGACGCCGUCAGCGGCUUUGCCUAUGAAUACACCCUGGAAGUGAACGGUAAAAGCCUCAAGAAAUACAUGGAAAACCGCUCCAAGACCACCAAUACGUGGGUGCUGCACGUGGAUGGGGAGGACUGCCGGGUGGUGCUGGAGAAGGACACGAUGGACGUCUGGUGCAAUGGAAAAAUGUUGGAGACGGCAGGGGAGUUCGUAGACGACGGCACCGAGACGCAUUUCACAAUUGGCAACCACGACUGCUGUAUAAAGGCUGUGAGCAGCGGCAAACGCAGGGAAGGCAUCAUCCACACGCUGAUCAUGGACGAGCGGGAAAUACCUGAGAGCAGCGAGUAAUGUCUGUCACCGCUCAGGUCCUCAUCAGGAGUCUGCAGGUGUCAGUGGAUGUUACCCCGGAGCCGCACAUGUUACACCCCCUCUUCCUGCCGUCACCCGGGGGGGGCCACAAACUUUUAGCUUUCAGAGGACUUUAUUUUGUUAAUACAAAAGGAGUUUUGUCUUUUUUUUUUUUUUACUUUUGUUGAAGAAACUAAAGAUGAAAAUUUAUAUUCUGAUAUAACAUCAUGUCAAUGACUCUAGUCACAUCCAAAGCUGCAGUCACUAUUCUGUUACAUCAUGUCAAUGACUCCAGUCACAUGCAGAGCUGCCCUGAGGUUUUGAGAUCAUGUUGCAUAGUACCGAACAGCUUUGGAUGUCGCUGGAGUGUGAGACAGGGUGGACUGAUAUCACGACGCUUCUGUAGCAGUGGUGAAUGAUGGGUUGUGCAUGCCUCCUUGCUGAUGGGUUCCCUGUGAUAAGUAGGUCAUGGGGGAUACUGUUGCUGGGGCCCUGCUGAUCAGUUAUUACAAGGACAUGUGACCUCCAUUGUAAGUGAUGUUCCCCGGGCAGUGCUGGUACCUGUAGUACAACAGAUCUCCCUUGCAGCAUGGAUUCCGUUAUAACUGGGAUCCUCAGCAUACAUGUGAACAGAGCCAGACAUGGCGGCGUCCUGUGGGGGGUGCUGUUUAGGGCAGUCUGUGCCGUGAUGUCAUCGCAGCUCUCCAGCUGGCCUCAGGUGUAAGAGCCACUGCUGCCAAAGUGUCCACAAUCCCCACUGCAGCCAAUCAGAGGGCAGCAUCAGGUGGUGAAGCCGGGACCUGAUUGGUCGCCUCGUCCUGGCGCUUUUUAUUAUGUAAAUAUUUUAACAUUUUUCUUAUUUUCUUUAAUCCGAAAUCCCAAUGAAUAAAAUCUCCCGAUGAUUUGUGCUGUUA